AAGAUGAAAGUUGACAUCGUUGCAAAAGAAAUUAUCAAACCGUCCUCUCCAACCCCUGAUAAUUUAAGAAGUUUCAAGUUAUCCCUAUUUGAUCAGCUCGCUCCUGCAGUUUAUGGACCUAUGAUUUUCUUCUACCCAAAUGGUGACACAACUCACCAUGCCUUCCUUGCUGAUCAGCAAUCCCACCACCUAAAGAAAUCGCUAGCCGAUACGUUAACUCGCUUUUUCCCACUAGCCGGAAGAAUAAAAGACAAUUUCACGAUUGACUGUAACGACUAUGGAGUUGGUUGUGUGGAAGCACGAGUCAACUGUCUUCUGUCGGAAAUUCUGGAACAUCUUGACUUGGAAGCACUUAAUCAGUUCUUGCCAUUUGAGCUGGAUUCGACUGAAUCAAGCACAGACUCUCUAAUACUUGUUCAAUCCACCUUCUUCAAUUGCGACGGUGUUGCCAUUGGGGUCGGCCUUUCGCACAAGUUAACAGAUGGAGCCACGUAUGGCACGUUCCUGAAGGGCUGGUCCGCCACAGCUCUUGGCGUAGGCGAUACCGUGGUUCCAUUAUUCAAUGCAUCAUCCUUGUUCCCGCCGAGGAAUUUAUCUACCAUGACUUCUAUGGCACUUAACUUCUCGAAAGAGAAGUGUGUUUUACGGAGAUUAGUUUUCGCUGCGCCAAAGAUUGAUGCUCUUAAGGCCAUAACUGCCAGUCCAGGCGUGCAAAAUCCAACACGAGCCGAAGCUGUGACCGCACUCAUUUGGAAAUGUGCUUUGAACGCUGCAAGAUCAAACUCAAGGAUUUUGAGGCCAUCUCUCUUGUCCCAAUCUGUGAAUUUACGUAGCCAGAUUGUACCACCGUUGCCUGAAAACACUAUCGGUAACCUCGGCGCGCACAUUUCAGCCCGCAAGGACGAGAGUGAGAUAGAAUUACAAGGGUUGGUUCGUGAGAUUAGAAGAGGAAAACAAGAUUUCAGUAAGAAGUAUGUGAAGAAACUUCAAGACGACGCAUUCAAGGCGAUUACGGAGACAUUCAAAGAGGCAGUGAGCAUGUUUAAAAGCCGAGACAUAGAAUUCUACAAACUAACAAAUAUGAGUAAUUUCCCAUUUUAUGAAAUUGAUUUUGGGUGGGGAAAGCCAACGUGGGUGACUAUUUCGGGCGCGACUCUGAAGAAUCUGGUGAAGCUGAUGGACUCUAGAGAAGGCGAUGGAUCAAUAGAGGCUUUGGUGAUUCUGAGUGAAAAGGAUAUGACAUUAUUUGAAUGUGACAAGGAGCUUCUUGCUUAUGCUUCUUUGAAUCCAAGUCUCUUGAAGCUCAACCCAAUGAGGCCAAUGACACCUUUAUUAACAUCUUCCUUGUAA
Molecule: messenger RNA, 1350 nt
Organism: Pistacia vera
Lineage: Eukaryota; Viridiplantae; Streptophyta; Magnoliopsida; Sapindales; Anacardiaceae
Product: BAHD acyltransferase At5g47980-like
Exons: 1
Coding region: 4-1350 (448 amino acids)
Source: RefSeq, a predicted model, not a curated record